AUGAACGAGACAAGAUUAGUUACAUCAAGCGAUUGGUCAGUAAACACUACCUUAAGUAAUUAUUAUCAACAAAAAAACUUUUCAAAUCUUCCAAGAGAACCAACAAGACAAGCUACAUUUAUUGGUGCAAUACUUGCAAUUGUAUUUAUUUUUUUCGGGCUUAUUGGAAACAUAAUUCUUAUAACAACUAUACUUUCUGCUAAAAAACUUCGAUCAAAUAUUAUUAAUAUUUUUAUUGUUUCGUUACAAUUUAAUGAUUUACUAAAUAUUGGUUUUAAUCAACUUUUCGUCGGUCUUUCUUAUGCUCAUCGACAUUGGGUUGGUGGUGAUCUCAUAUGUACAUUAGUCGUCUAUUUUUCUACUAUUUGUAUGGGUUGUCUUCUUUGGCAUCAUUGUCUAAUUGCAAUACAUAGAUUGAUUGUUGUUGUUUAUCCAAAUUUUUUACGUCGAAUGUCAGUGAAAACUUACGUUAUUGUUUCACUUGUUAUAACAAGAGUAUUACCUAUUACUUGUUGUAUACCAUCAUUUCUAACGGAUUCAAUAAGAUAUUCACAUCGAGCAUUACGUUGUUCAAUCGGUAAUAAAUUACAAAUAUUUAUUAAUAUAACAGUUCUUAUAUUUCUACCAAAUGUAAUUAUUAUAAUUUGUUUUAUUGUAAUAUUUGUUCAUGUUUUUCGUGCAACAAAUACAACUGUAAGAACAAAUACAAAUACAGUAUCAGCAUCGCAUUCAUUACGACGUGAAAUACGUAUAACAAAAAUGUUUGCGGUGUUAUUUAUACUAUUUUUUCUUGGAUAUCAUCCAUAUGGUUUUGUACGUGCAUAUGAU
Adineta steineri is the source of this 828-nucleotide messenger RNA. The record is from the annotation of a GenBank genome assembly. NCBI's taxonomy places the organism in Eukaryota, Metazoa, Rotifera, Eurotatoria, Adinetida, Adinetidae.